AUGGCUGAUUCAAAGACCCUCCCCGUAAUAUAUUCCGGCUCCCGCUUACAAAUGGAUAAGUUACUACCAAAAUUGAAAGAUAUUAACAAGAGUUUUGGCCAAGUUCGCCAGUACGCCUCGGAGAAGCUUGGCACUGCCGAAGAAAUAACGGAUCUUCCUCAAGAAUAUAAGGACCUUGAAAAGCGUGUUGAUGCCCUAUACACUGUUCACACGAAUUUGCUUCGAGUUACCCGUAUUUAUACGAAUUCUUCUUAUGACUACCCAGGACAAUUGCAAGAAUCAGUAGUCGAAAUUUCACGUAGUGUUGGGGAUCAACUCAAAAUCUUGACUCAAAGUCCUGCGGAGCGGGCCGAGGUUGAGGCUCGAGAAGCGGAGUCUUCAACUCAACCUCAACACAAGACUCUGCCUCAUGCAUUGGCACGUGCCUCAGCACAAGGCUCGCAACUCCUGGGUACCCAAGACCCCCUUGGCGUAGCAUUGCAAAAAUAUGCCACGGUCCAAGAACGCCUUGGAGAUCAUAGAAUUAAGAUGGAUGCCGAAAUCACUCAAAAAUUUGUUCAACCUUUUAAUGUCACAUUGAAUACCAAUCUUCAGUACGCUAUGAAAGCCAGGAGAAAUGUUCAGUCUGCUCGUUUAUCCCUUGAUGCUGCGAAAGCAAGAAAUAAGAAUGCACGGCCUGAAAGGUCAGAGGCGGUUCGACUUGAGAUUGAACAGGCCGAAGACAAAUUCGUGGCAGCGGUUGAGGAAGCCACCACACUAAUGAAAUCUGUAUUGGAAACGCCCGAACCUCUCAGAAAUCUUUCAGAUCUGAUUAAUUCCCAAUUGGCAUUCUACAAAGAAGCAUAUGAAUCCCUUGCCAAUCUUGCACCCGAAAUUGACGAAAUUCAAGUAGCUCAGGAAUCCGAAUACAG
Molecule: messenger RNA, 911 nt
Organism: Acaulospora morrowiae
Lineage: Eukaryota; Fungi; Glomeromycota; Glomeromycetes; Diversisporales; Acaulosporaceae
Source: the annotation of a GenBank genome assembly